Molecule: messenger RNA, 1002 nt
Organism: Colletotrichum chrysophilum
Lineage: Eukaryota; Fungi; Ascomycota; Sordariomycetes; Glomerellales; Glomerellaceae
Exons: 2
Coding region: 1-1002 (333 amino acids)
Biological process (GO): fatty acid elongation
Cellular component (GO): endoplasmic reticulum
Molecular function (GO): ketoreductase activity
Source: RefSeq, a predicted model, not a curated record
AUGCAGGGAAUCACAGAUUAUAUCGGCCAGCUGCCGCAGCCGGUCCAGCUCGUCCUGGCCAGCGUCGGCGCUCUCUUCCUCGCCAACAAGGCCCUCGCUUAUGUCAAGUUCCUGCUCGGCGUCUUCGUCCUUAGCGGCAGCAACCUUCGGAAGUAUGGCAAGCCCGGCACCUGGGCAGUCGUGACCGGUGCCUCCGACGGCCUAGGCAAGGAAUACGCCUACCAGCUCGCCAGCAAGGGCUUCAACCUCGUCUUGGUCUCCCGAACCCAAUCCAAGCUCGAGACCCUCGCUCACGAGCUUGAGGCCAAGUUCUCCGGCAAGGUCCAGGUCAAGGUCCUCGCCAUGGACUACGCCCGCGACGACAGCGCCGACUACGACCGCCUCGCCCAGCUGAUCACUGGCCUCGACGUCGGCAUCCUCGUGAACAACGUCGGCCAGUCCCACAGCAUCCCUGUCCCCUUCGUCGAGACCGCCCGCGAGGAGCUCCAGAACAUCGUCACCAUCAACUGCCUCGGCACCCUCAAGACCACCCAGGUCGUCGCCCCCAUCAUGCAGAAGCGCAAGUCCGGCCUCAUCCUCACCAUGGGCUCUUUUGCCGGCUGGAUCCCCACGCCCUACCUGGCUACGUACUCCGGUUCUAAGGCCUUCCUGCAGCACUGGAGCAGCUCUCUCGCCACCGAACUCAAGUCAGACGGCAUCGACGUGCAGCUUGUCGUCAGCUACCUCGUGACGACCGCCAUGAGCAAGGUCCGCAAGACGAGCGUUGCGAUCCCCAACCCCAAGAACUUUGUCCGUGCGGCACUCGGCAAGGUCGGCACUGGCAUCUACCAGAACUUUGCGUACACCUACACGCCGUGGUGGACGCAUGCUCUGAUGCUGUGGAUUGUUGAGAACACUAUUGGCGUCGCCCACGAGUGGGCUCUGGCCGUCAACAUGAAGAUGCACGCUGAUAUCCGCACCCGUGCCCUUAGGAAGGCGGCUCGUGAGGCCAAGAAGGCCUAA